CCGUAUUUGUCAUAAUGUCGGAGUAACAACACUUCCUUAAAUAAUAUCUUACAUUUUGCAAGCUGCAGUUUCUUCCAGCCCAGAUCCCCAUCCUGGAACCUCUGAUUAACUCUCUAAUAUGGAGAAAGAUAAGAAAUACACAAUAAACAAGUUCUUAAGUCACACCCUGGAGAUCAUUUACCUGCUAACUGGUGAGGAGUAUGUUAUCGUAAAGAAAAGUUCUCACCAAAGUACCAUUGAGAUGCCUAAUGGAGAGGUGCCUAUAAAAUGUGAUGAUGUUGCUGUUUAUUUCUCGUUGGAGGAGUGGGAGUACAUUGAAGGACACAAAGAACUUUAUAAGGAAGUGAUGAGUCCAAAAGCCCUCAAAAAAUUAGCUCUCCAAGUAAAAAGAAGCCCAGAACAACAGGAUGAAAAAUCAGAUUUCAAGUCAAUUUACCAUCAAAAAGAGCAUAACAAAAAUGAGAAGAAUUAUCAAGAAGAUGGUGAUACAAAUGAGCAUUGUUGUCAAGAACAGCACGAUAGCAAUGAACAGGAAAUGAAGCAAUCGGAAAACUAUUCAGACUCCCACAAUGCAGGUCUUCAGGGUGAAAAUCCAGAGAUAACAUCCGUUAAACAGGAAGUAUUAGAUGCGAAAGAUCACAAUAACAUCCUACAAGUAGAAAUCAAUCAAGAUUCCUUUACCGAAAUUACAGGGAUUCAGGAUGCAAAUCCAGAUUAUAUAUCAAUCAGCGAUCAAGAAGAAGAUACAAAAAAGGACCUUCAACUGAUAGAAGCCUACACAGACCCUUAUGCAGAUACCCAGGAUGAAAAUCCAGAUUUAAUGAUAUUUAAUGACGAUGGAGGGGAAAUUAAGUCUGAAAAUGAUAUUCAGCAGGUCAAAGUCGAUCAGGAUGCGUAUACUGAUAACCAAAUGAGAAAGGAUAUAUUUGAAGAAUCACACUUUACUAUUAGUUCAUCUGAUGACAUGAUUGAAGAUGAUACCAGGUUGUCUCAAGACGUUUCUGAGCAAAACCGGUUCAAAGCGUCAACUUCUUUUGAAAUGGGAAAUUUCUCUUCUGCUUAUAUGUCUUAUCAAAGUGAGGAUAUGUUUUUAGAAGAUGCUACUGAGGCAGGGUACAGAAAUAUGCAGGUGAAGGCCCUGUACACUAUGCCUUUCAGUAGAGAAGUCACUUAUGGAAAUCCACAAAUGCAAACUGAUAAUAAUGUAAAUAGCUGCCUUGAAUGCGGCAUGGACUGCAUGAAAAAACAUAUGGAAGAAAAGGCUUUCAAAUGUAAUGAAUGUGGUAAAGAUUUUACAUAUAGGAGUAGUCUUAUCAAGCAUUAUAAAACACACACAGGGGAGAAGGAUUAUAAAUGCAAUGAAUGUGGGAAACCUUUUGCUGUCAAAUAUAAUCUGAUCCAACAUCAGAGAACUCACACGGGGGAGAAACCUCAUAAGUGCAACAUCUGUGGGAAACGGUUUGCUUACAAGUCCGCAUUCAACCAACAUAGGAGGACUCACACAAAGGAGAAGCCUCACCUUUGUCCCGAAUGUGGAAAAUGCUUCACAAGAAAGACAAAUCUUGUAAAACACCAAAAGCUUCAUACGAGAAAUCAGCAGCAUAUGUUCAAUUAAAAGGACAAUAUACACCGAUUUUCAUAUAACUGCAUGUAAUAGAAACUACUAUAAAGAAGAAUAAGCACAGCUACCGAUCUAAAAAUCCAGUAUAAAACCUUUUAAAAACGUACUGAGAAGUUCCCAGUUUAGCACUCUUGGUGAGGUUAGGCUGGGACAACCACUGAAAGGGGCUGAGAAAGCAGAAAGAUCAGACCCUCAUCUCCCCUGCAUAUGCGAACAGGAGCAAUCAGGAGUCUGUAGACUUGAGUUUACAUCUAAAACUUUGGGGCUUGGUUAGGAGUCUGAAAAUCAUUGUUACAAAAACACUCACAGAUGGGCUAUAUAAAUAGAUCAUCUACAUUUACGCAAAGAAAAAUCUAGUGUACAGUGCCCAUUUAAAGGGGCAACAUAGGCUGAUAUUAUUAAAGAGGCUUUUUUUAAGUCAACUUUUCCAUAUUAACAAAGGACAAAAAGGAGCAAUAAAAAAAUUAUCUUAUGUGCUAGAGCAUUUCUUUCGUUUCACUGUUGCUUGCCACUAACUGUUUUAAACCCCUUCAAAUAUGUUAUUUAAAGGGGAAUUCAAUUUGAGUUUUGUGUCCCUUUUAAUGCAAAUAGAAUCUUAUAUAAAAACUGAACAGAUGAUUCUGAAUGCCUAAUGCAAUGAUACAUACACAGUUUUGGCUUUAUCCGUUUAUUGUUAAAGGGACACUAAACUCAAAUUUUUUCUUUAAUGAUUCAUAUAGAGCAGCGUUACGCAUAUUUCUAAUUUACUCCUAUUAGCAAAUUUUCUUCGUUCUCUUGCUAUCUUAUAAAGCUUAGGACCCAUCCCAUGUUUGGUUCAGAACCUGGGUUACACUUGCUUAUUGGUGGCUAAAUGUAGCUACCAAUAAGCAUGCACUAUCCAGGGUACUGAACCUAAAAUGGGUCAGCUUCUAAGUUUUACAUUCCUGCUUUUAAAAAAAAGAUAGCAAGAGAAUGAUUAACAAAUUAUAAUAGAAGUAAAUUAGAAAGUUGCUUAAUAUUGCUACUCUAUCUGAAUCAUAAAAGAAUUUUUUUGGGGGGUUUAGUGUCCCUUUAAAGGGACAGUCUACACCAGAAUUUUUAUUGUUUUAAAAGAUAGAUAAUCCCUUUAUUACCCAUUUCCCAGUUUUGCAUAACCAACACAGUUAUAAUAAUAUACUUUUAACCUCUGUGAUUAUCUUGUAUCUAAGCCUCUGCAAACUGCCCCUUUUUUCAGUUCUUUUGACAGACUUGCAGUCUAGCCAAUCAGUGCCUGCUCCCAGAUUACUUCACGUGCACAAGCCCAGUGUUAUCUAUAUGAAAUUCGUGAACUAACACCCUCUAGUGGUGAAAAACUGUUGAAAUGCAAUCUGAAAGAGGUGGGCUUCAAGGUCUAAGAAAUUAGCAUAUGAACCUCCUAGGUUAAGCUUUCAACUAAGAAUACCAAGAGAACAAAGCAAAAUUGGUGAUAAAAGUAAAUUGGAAAAUUGUUUAAAAUUACAUGCUCUAUCUGAAUCAUGAAAGUUUAUUUUGGCCUAGACUGUCCCUUUAAAUAAUCUAUUUUAUUGAUAGAAAUGAACCAACCAAUACUUCAGUAUUUAAGUUUCUAUAUGAAGGAAGCAUUAUAGGCGGGAUAUAAAUAUGUAAAUAUGAAAAUAUUUUUAUAAUAAAUCACUUGCUGUUGCA
This is a messenger RNA of Bombina bombina (fire-bellied toad), 3283 nucleotides long. RefSeq names its product zinc finger protein 813. NCBI's taxonomy places the organism in Eukaryota, Metazoa, Chordata, Amphibia, Anura, Bombinatoridae. Gene Ontology annotation, molecular function: RNA polymerase II cis-regulatory region sequence-specific DNA binding; DNA-binding transcription factor activity. The record is from RefSeq and is a predicted model, not a curated record. The transcript has 9 exons. Gene Ontology annotation, biological process: regulation of transcription by RNA polymerase II. The coding region runs from base 119 to 1615 and encodes 498 amino acids.